GGUAGGGUGAGAGGUGAAGGGAGUUCUGGCAUAAAUCUCUUGGCUACAGCUCAUGGUAACACAUGUAGUCAACAGAGCAGUCAAUUCAACGGGUGCCAUGUGGUGACGUCAGCAGCGUGUGAAGCACUGUCCAGGGCCUUUUAGGGCUGAAGUGAGGAGCACCACGAACAUCCAGCAGCUCGGGACAGCUACCACAGACGAACAAACAUCACAAAAUGGGAAACGUCCAACCAACAAUCGUGCCUUACCCAGACUUUGAUGUCGUGGCGGACAUUAAAGCAAUCCGCAAAGCGUGCAAAGGGUGGGGGACUGAUGAACAAGCCAUUAUCGACAUUUUAGCAAAUCGCUCAUCGGCCCAACGCUUGGAAAUAAAACAAGCUUAUUUUGAAAAGUAUGACGAUGAGCUGGAGGAGGUUCUGAAGAAAGAACUGUCGGGGAACUUUGAGAAGGCCAUCAUCGCCAUGCUCGAUCCUCCUAAUGUCUACGCUGUCAAGGAACUGAGGAAGGCCAUGAAGGGGGCAGGCACUGACGAGGACGUGCUGGUGGAGAUUCUGUGCUCAGCCAGCAAUUGGGAGAUUCUGACCUUUAAAGAAACUUACUUCCAAGUGCAUGAGCGUGACCUGGAAGAGGACAUUGAGGGGGACACCAGUGGCGAUGUGAAGAGCCUGCUUAUGUCCCUCCUGCAGGGCAUAAGAGAUGAGACAUACGAGGUAGAUGAAGCCCUGGCUGAACAAGACGCUGCUGCUCUGUUCGAGGCUGGGGAAGGCCGCUUUGGUACAGAUGAAUGCACCUUCAGCUACAUCCUGUCACACAGAAACUAUCUACAGCUGCAGGCCACCUUCAAGAUCUAUGAAUCGCUCUCUGGAACUGAAAUCUUGGAUGCCAUUGACAGUGAGACUUCUGGAACACUGAAAGACUGCUACAUUACUCUUGUGAGGUGCGCCAAGAACCCCCAGCUCUAUUUUGCCCGACGGUUGAACGCAGCCAUGGCGGGAGCGGGCACAGAUGAGGACACCCUCAUCCGAAUCAUUGUGUGUCGCUCCGAGGUUGAUCUAGAGACCAUCAAGGACUUGUACCUGGAGAAGUAUGACGUGUCCCUGAAGGACGACCUGAGGUCUGAGUGCGGCGGUGACUUCAAGCGGCUGUUGUUGGAGAUCCUUCACUGAGGAAUGACUCACCUUGGGCACACAUCACCCAGAGCGGAUCGAGUUACUAACUCCACUCACAACCAUUCCUACUGUAUUCAGACACAUAGCUGGCCGUAGUCACAGUGCAAAAACCUGAAGCACAGCUCUCUCUCUCUUCCGAUCUCACAUGUUUUUCUCACCAAAGUAGUUGCAUUUGAAAAUAACCUCAGGAAAGGCAUUAGUUGGAAUGUUCCUAGCGUUUCUAUGUCAGAUUUAGAAAUGACUUUUUUAGACUUUUGUUUUAUGUCCAACAAAACAGUGUCUUUUUGCCCAGUAUUUCUUUUUUUCAAACAAAUUCUAAAAGAUUCUAAACAAUUAUUUUAAUCAUUAUAUGUAUUUUUAUGUAACAUGCUGAUAAUUAUUUUACAAUAUCAGUUCCAGUUGUGCUUUAAAUUCCCAAUUUAAAAUUUUAUUUCCUUAUGCCAUUUCUGAGCUACUGACAUUUCUUGCAUUUCUGGUAGACAGUUACUGUAUAUUUAUUGUACUGUGAAACCUAAAGAACAGGGACAUCAAACUCAGUUACUUGAGGGCUGUUUCCAAAAACUUCCUAUCUCUUAAUUAAUAGCUCUCCAAAAAUUUAAAGGUGUGUAGGUCUGAAGGUCUGCUUAAUCUUGGCCCUCAGGGAACAGAAUUUGAUGUCAAUGGUUCUGUGAUUAUCAAUCACAAAGUGUUACCUUUGUGAUUGAUAAUCUAAUUUAGGAACUAAGGAACACUGCAAAGAACCUCAAAUGAAGUGUUUCUGUCAAUCAGAUUAUUCUGUUGUAGCGCCAGUAUACACUGGCCCUGUACACUGUCCACAGUGUUACCACACCAUUAACAAAAUAACAAAAAACUUGAUUUAUUUAUGCCAUUAUGUCUCUGCUGUAAAGAUGUGAAACCACUAAUGUGUUGAACAAUAUGGGCAUCUUCCUCAGAAUGGAUUCUUUUGACUAGGAUAAACCAAAAAGAAAACUAGUUUUGAGCUGGCAAAUGCCUUGGUUUCACCCCACAAUCAAAAACAAACCAACAAAAAAUAUGAACAUAAAGCUGUCCAAUAUAGAAAAUCAUAUGGCUUGGUAAAAAGCUGUACACGUUUUCAGUUUUGUUUUUCUAUUGAAGACUAACACAUGCUAAUAUAUAACACAUACUAAUGUAUAUGGUGAUCAUAUACCCUUGUAUGUAGUGACGUUGAAAUAUUAACUGUAGUAUGUGUGAAUAUUAUCUAAACAUAGAUUUAUGAGGAGUGUCCGAUGUCCGCGGGACGAAGUUGUAAGGAGUAAUGGAGUGCUGAUACUGCUGAUCGUUGUGAACCUGUGACUGAAGUGAUUUUAUGGUUUCAUCCUGGCAGCUGCAUUUCUAAUGUCUUUCUUACAAGUAAUUACUCCAGUAUUUUAAUUGUCUGCUUCUUAAACAUCUUGUGACAUUUGUGACCAUUUCCUGAAAUGUAUGUAAUACAGAUAUGACUUCCAUCCAGGGGAUAAAAAGUACUGGCGUAGGUUCCAGUGCAGUUAUAGGAAUACUAAAAUGUAAAUGGAGGAAUCGGGGUAAAUGUAGCCGAAAGCAUUAGUCUCAGUUUGUGCAAAUGCACAUUGCAUAUGUAACAAUAAUAAGAGAAUAAAAAUAUAAGUCAGAAAA
Conger conger (European conger) is the source of this 2801-nucleotide messenger RNA. Its product is annotated as annexin A13-like. Gene Ontology annotation, molecular function: calcium ion binding; calcium-dependent phospholipid binding. The record is from RefSeq and is a predicted model, not a curated record. NCBI's taxonomy places the organism in Eukaryota, Metazoa, Chordata, Actinopteri, Anguilliformes, Congridae. The transcript has 12 exons. Gene Ontology annotation, cellular component: cytoplasm. The coding region runs from base 216 to 1166 and encodes 316 amino acids.